AUGACCGGGGUGUGGAACAAGCUGACUUCCCAUAUAGGUAGGCCGCGGUAAGCUCGUCGUAUUUCCCAUUACAGGCUCCAUUUUCCACGAAAACAAACGAGAAACCGCGACGUUACGGCCGUCCACUUCCUUAUCUACAUUGAAUCAAAAGAACCUCAAGGUCAUAAGACCGUCCAAGUCCUCAGAAAACCUCUACAAAGUCAACGAUCCCACCCAGAAUGGUCGCAAGAACAAGACCUGGAAGAAGCUGUCGUCGGCCAAACUCUUUCACUUUCGGAAUCGGCCGCCGAAAACCGAAAAUGGAGGUAUGUUUUUGUUUUUUAACAAAACAAUGAAAGGGCUUACAGUUUUUAAUAUAAACGAUUAAUUUUUAAAAAUAACAGUAAGAGUUGAGAGCAGCUCGCAGAAUAUUGCGGGCGCUGGCCGCGGAACGCUGUGUAUUUGUAAUCUUCAUAAGGUGAAAUUCAAACAUUAAGAUUUUGUUUUGACAGAAAGUAUGUUAUAUUUGUACACCAAUCACCGUGAUAUGUUUUGUUUCAGAAACCGAGAGUUCAUCCAUCAAGCCUGGCGGUUUCCCUCUGGCAUUAUCGGCCUCGUGGCAUUCCAAUUUGGCAGAGUCGUGUGCCAAGGUCUCCAGAGGCCGUGACACGCACGGUUAUCUACAAAAAUCCACAGAUUAUUCGGACGAAACGGCACGGCAACGGCCCAAACGUGCCAGAUCGAUCAGUGCCCAAGUGAGGGCGCAGAUCGCGCCGCGCUCCACUACGCCCGGCUUCCGUACUCCACAGCAUUCCUUCAUGCACGUCAAGAAUCGGACGGCCCUCGACGCCCGCUUCCUCGCGCUCAACAUCAACGACGAAGAUAUACAGAUGAGUAACAACGACUUUAUGUACAAAAGACUGGAGACGAUCGGGUCAGGCUCCUAUGCUACAGUAUACAAGACCCAAAACCGACUGAACGGACAGUUCUUUGCUCUAAAAGAGAUCAAGUUGCAACCCCAGGAAGGGCUUCCGUUCACGGCGAUCAGAGAGAUCAGCCUUCUGAAGGGGCUGAAGCACGCCAACAUCAUCCGAUUGUAUCAGAUCGUGCACCAGCCUCAUGCUCUCGUCCUCAUCUUUGAAUACAUGGUAACCUUUGCAAUCUUCGUUGUUUUAAAAUAUUUUAGUUUAACGUAUGUAAUAAUAACAAAACUGUCUAGGGUAACAUUAUGCUUAAUGUAUUUUAGAGGACGGACCUGAGUAAGUACAUGGAGAACUUCAAGAACGGUCUGGACCCGUUCAGGACAAAGAUAUUCCUGUUCCAGCUGCUGCGUGGACUAGCCUUUUGUCACGAAAGGAAGAUACUUCACAGGUAACAGCUCCAAACAUUGGAAACAUUGGUUUAGGGAUCUGAAGCCUCAGAAUCUGUUGGUGUCAGAAGUCGGGGAGCUGAAGUUGGCAGACUUUGGCCUGGCCCGUGCCCAGUCGGUACCGUCCAAGACCUUCUCUCACGACGUCGUCACUUUAUGGUAUCGACCACCAGAUGUCCUACUGGGCUCCACUCAUUACUCCACUUCGCUGGACAUGUGGUACGUUACUUUUGUUUUAACAACUUUGCCUUAGGGGCGUCGGCUGUAUAUUCGGAGAGAUGAUCACGGGACUGGCGCUGUUCCCGGGAGGAAACUGCGUAACCGACCAGCUGGACAGAAUCUUCAGCAUCCGAGGACUGCCAGACAAUGCUGGAUGGCCCGAGGCAAGGUCCCUGCCCAAGUACAAUCAGUACGUGUUCGCUCAGUACUCAGAGUUGGGGUGGGGGCUGGUGGAUGGUCAGUUGGACGAUGUGGAAGAUAAUGGCACAGGCUUAUUGUCCGCGUUCCUGAUGGUACGUGGUUAGAUAGUGUAUUAUAUAAAAGUAUAAUCACCUAGUUCACAAUUACACCUGAUAUAUACCCAUGUACAUUUCUAAAUUACAUUAUGCUUCAGCUGAACCCCAGACAUCGUAUCUCCGCCUACGACGCGAUGCAGCACGAGUACUUUGACUCAUUCCCGGCUACCAUUCACUGUUUGGACCCCGAGGAAUCGGUGUUUAACGCUUUCCACACCAUAAUUUAA
This is a messenger RNA of Bursaphelenchus okinawaensis, 2090 nucleotides long. Lineage: Eukaryota; Metazoa; Nematoda; Chromadorea; Rhabditida; Aphelenchoididae. The record is from the annotation of a GenBank genome assembly.